Notolabrus celidotus (New Zealand spotty) is the source of this 3590-nucleotide messenger RNA. RefSeq names its product 1-acylglycerol-3-phosphate O-acyltransferase 5 (lysophosphatidic acid acyltransferase, epsilon) (gene agpat5). The transcript has 8 exons. Bases 650 to 1741 code for a protein of 363 amino acids. The record is from RefSeq and is a predicted model, not a curated record. Gene Ontology annotation, molecular function: acyltransferase activity. Lineage: Eukaryota; Metazoa; Chordata; Actinopteri; Labriformes; Labridae. Gene Ontology annotation, cellular component: endomembrane system; mitochondrion.
GUCACACGACCAAUCAGCGCCGUCGAUGUUAGAGUGUGCCGUGACGUAGGGAGGCGUGUGUGACAUUUGCUGCAAGGAGCUAGUUUACGAACAGCUAGCCGGAUAAAGAUGAAGAAUUCAGGACGGGAAUGAUUGUAUUUUAACUUUUAACCGAUGAGCUGACGUUUGGGUCAAACUUUAUAAUCGUCCUCAGAGUAGAAGAGAGAGUUAAUGUUAAAUGUAACGAUUGUUAAAACUUUCUCUGCGGUGAAACGAGUUAAAUAUUCGGCUAACUCUGAACAUUCACUUGCACAGUAAAUGUUCUGAGUUCGAGUUCAGGUGUUGUUCUGCUUUGUUGUUGUGAAAUGUUAACAUCAUUAAGAUAACUGCAUUUCUUUGAGUUUGUUGUCGUGCAUUAUGUGAGGACGUUCGAGCUCGAGCCGACUCUGCUAACUGCGUUUUGCACACAAGGUUAAAAUUAGCUUGAGCCAGCUAGCUCCCCUCACUACCUCUGCUGCAGUUUGUCACUUUCUUUCUUUAUGCUGACUUCUCGGGCCAGGUGUGCAGAAAGUAGGCCAGGUGUGGAGUUGCAUAGAUAGAGGGUGCAGUGUGUGGUUCUGCUGUCUACUUCAGGGAUUUUCUUUACUUUAGUGGAACCAGAGCUGGGAUCAUGCUGCUCUCCCUGGUGGUGCACACUUACUCAUUGCGCUACUGGUUUCCAGCCACGAUUAUGCUGGGAACUGCUCCGGCUUAUCUGCUGUCAUGGGGAGCAUGGCGUUUAAUGUCGACUGUCCUACCAGACCGAGUGUACCACAAACUAGACGACCGACUGUACUGCAUCUACCAGAGCAUGGUCCUGUUCUUCUUUGAGAACUACACAGGAGUAGAGAUUGUGAUUUAUGGAGAUAUACCAAAGACCAAAGAGAACGUGAUCUACCUGUCUAACCACCAAUGUACAGCUGACUGGAUUAUUGCAGACAUGCUGGCCAUCCGGCAGAGAGCUCUUGGCCACGUCAGAUAUGUCCUCAAAGACGGACUCAAGUGGCUCCCGCUCUACGGAUGGUAUUUUUCUCAGCACGGAGGAGCUUACGUGAAACGGAGCGCUAAGUUCAGUGAAAACGCGAUGAAGAAGAAGCUCUUCUCUCAGACGAGAUCUGGAACACCAAUGUACCUUGUUAUCUUCCCUGAAGGAACCCGCUAUAAUCCAGAGCUGAAGAAUGUUAUCGCUGACAGUCAGGCUUUUGCUACGAAAGAAGGGCUUGCUGCUUUAAAGCACACACUUACACCCAGAAUGAGGGCCUCUCACAUAGCCUUGGAUUCCAUGAAGGACCACCUGGACGCAGUGUAUGACGUCACGGUGGCCUACGAGGGGACACUGGACGCCUCUGGUCGGAGAACACCUGCUCCAUCAAUGCCAGAAUUCCUGUGCAGAGAAUGUCCCCGUGUCCACAUACACUUCGACCGCGUGGACAUAAAGGAAAUUCCUACAGAGCCACUGUUCUUCCGCAGGUGGCUGCACGAGCGUUUUGAAAUCAAGGACCGGCUGCUGACCGACUUCUACGAGACGGAGGACAAAUUAUGCAAGUUCCCAGGAGAAGGGAAAAUUUCUUCUCUGCACCUCUCUAAAACCCUCCCAUCAGUGAUGAUCCUGGGGGGGCUGACACUGCCAUUACUGCUGACGGAGAGCGGCAGGAAACUGUACCUGAGGACCUGGGUGUACGGGACGCUGCUGGGCUGGCUGUGGGUGAAUGUUUUUCCUUAACGAACAGAGCAGGGGGGGCUGCCACAAUGAUAGCACAACAGACAUGAGAGAGGAGGCGCCGCCAUGUUUUUUCCUGCAUCACAACGACACGAGGUGUGUUUCUAAUGCAGAGCUGCAGCGUCUGAUAAGAGGCUCGGAGAUUUAGCCAACAUGUCUGGCUCACCGGUGACGUGAGCGGAAAAGCUGAAACCGAGAUGGGGAGAGAUAUUGAGCUUUUUGUGCUAUGUGUUCCCUCGCAUUCUUUGGAUUCGCAGCCUGAAAUGAUGAGGAAAAUUAAAGAUCUGUCAAAAAAGUUUUAGAUAAAGCUAAAGUAACCAAGAUGAUCUCUACUAUGGAAUAGAUUUAAAAAAUAUAUACUUAUUCUAUUUAUCGUAAAUACUUCCCCCUUUAUUAGAUUUAGCCAAAUUAGGUCUCUUGCAUGCUCACUCUUCCAUCAAACAUUGGCCACCUUUAAAGCUCGUGUACGACAUACAUUUAAAAACAGAGUGUAGAGUACUUUCAAAACAACUUUAAUGAUCACAAUCAGCUGCUGUGUUACUGACACGGUGUAGGAGAUCAUUAAGUGUGAAGUGCACUGACUCUUUGACAUUGGUUUUAAUGCUCUCUUAUUUAUGCCAAGUCCCCGUGUCAGGACGGUGAUGCACUUUGCUCAUUUAACGUGAAGUUUUUUACAUUCGUAGAACAAACAGAAAAAACAUACCGUCUUCUUCAGAGACUCCUCAACAUGUCACCAGCUGCAUUGUUUACCAUAAAAACUCAUAAUGACUUUGUUUUGUACUGAUAAUGAAUGUAGCCGUAAAAACAUGUAUCUAUGUAUGUCCCUAAAUGUUUCUUUUAAUUUACAACAUCCCAUAUUUUCCAAUUUCACUUCAACAUUCUAGUCUUACCAUCCUAAUUGUUUGCUCAUAUUGAGGAUGUGUGUUCAAAAAAAAAACGUUCUACCAAUGUAAAAUAUUUCUUUAACCUCAAAUGUCAAUCGUUGCCAAAACCGUACAUCUUUACAGCAAUGUUCUACCAGUGUUUUGAGUUGAGCAAUACUUCUUUUAAUGCCAGCAGAGAAACUUGUCUUUGUUUAUUGUUUGUUUUGUCUAAAUAUGUUAGAGUGAUUUUGUUUUUAUGUUUUAUCCGAGGUCCAUAACUUUGAAAUGCAGUUGUUACGUAUGUUUCAGCUCACAUGAAAGUAUCUACCAAGCAAAAAAAAGCUGAUGAAGCCAUGUUAACAGUUUGUCACAGGUUCCUGUGCACUCAAAGCCAUUUGUAUUAUAAUUAUCACUGUAAUGUGUAAUGCACUGUACGUACGUUAUUGUUGUUGUUUACUGUAUGAACCAUUGCAUUUUCCACAAGUCACUUUACAUAUUUGUCGUCUCGUCUUCCUCUAAGUUUAGUCUUUGAUAUGUUCUCCUCAUGCUGAUGGUUCAUGGUUGGUCCAUGAUCCUCCAGUACCUCACUUGAAUAAUCCUUCCUUGUUCUUAAAUGACCCUCGUCAGCCAUUUUAUAGUCAUUUGUAUCCUGACCAGAUCAGACUGUAACUCAUCAGGAAACUCUGUAGACAGUAUUUAAAUGCCAAUGGAUUUUGGAAAUGUGUGCCUUCUCUUUGGAGGAGUUGGUCCUCAGCCCUGUCAGAGGGUCACAGUAGCUCUUUUCCAACAAGUGACUGCGCAGAGACUCUCUGCUGGAGCUGCUACUCUCUGCAGCAUGUGGUCACGUUGUCUACAGUUCAUAGUGGCUUAUUUUGCUCUAAGAAUGCAUUUAUUUACACUUUUUGAGGACUAUAAUAAAAUGAUGAAACCUUUAAUGUGUGUAAGUUUUGAAAAUGGAGAUCAGAGUAAAAUAAAGUUUUUUUUCUUUG